GUGAAUCUCAAUGGCCGACUCAACAAGUGCUCUGUUAUUUCCCCGCGAUUUGACAUCAAGAUUAAGGAUAUUGAGCAGUACACUACAAACUUGCUUCCAUCCCGACAAUUCGGAUACCUCAUUUUGACCACAUCAGGUGGAAUUAUGGAUCACGAGGAAGCCAGAAAGAAGCAUCUCGGAGGGAAAAUUUUGGGAUUCUUCUUCUAA
Molecule: messenger RNA, 207 nt
Organism: Strongylus vulgaris
Lineage: Eukaryota; Metazoa; Nematoda; Chromadorea; Rhabditida; Strongylidae
Source: the annotation of a GenBank genome assembly